AUGGCGGGCCGGUGGUUGACGGGCGGCUCGGCGCCCUUGCUGCUACUACUACUACUACGGUGCGCGGCGACGGCGCAUAUUAAGAAAGCCGAGGCCGCGGCCUCCCCGGCCUCGACGAACGCCUCGGCGUCCGGAGCGAGCCCAGCCAUGCACUACAUGGACGCGGCCGAGCUGGCGGCGUCGCUGCGCUCGCUGGCGGAGGACGAGGCUCCGCCGGGCUUGGCGCGGCUCUUCUCGAUCGGCCGCUCGGGAGAGGGGCGGGAGCUGUGGGUGCUGCGCCUCAGCGCCGGCCUGCCGCCGGUGGAGGCGGGCCCCGAGGCCGACCCCGGCGGGCCGCCCAUCGCCGGCCGCCCUCAAGUCAAGCUGGUGGCCAACAUGCACGGCGACGAGGCGCUGGGCCGGGCCCUGCUCGGCCGCCUGGCGCGCGAGCUGGUGUCCGGCUGGCUGCGCGGGGACGCCCGCCCGCGCCGCCUCCUCGGCGCCGCCGACCUCUACCUCGUGCCCAGCCUCAACCCGGACGGCUUCGCGCGCGCCGCCGAAGGGGACUGCGCAGGCGCCGCCGGCAGGAGCCCCGCGGGGACGGGCAGCGGGCGCGAGAACGCGCGAGGCAGGGACCUCAACCGCAGCUUCCCGGACCAGUUCCGCAGCGCGCAGCCGGAUCUGGCCGCCGUCCCCGAGGUGCGCGCCCUCAUGGAAUGGAUGCGGCGCAACCGGUUUGUGCUUUCUGCGAACCUGCAUGGGGGCUCUGUCGUUGCGAGCUAUCCAUAUGACGACUCUGCUGCACACCAGACCUCUGGGUUGUAUAGCAAAUCUGCUGAUGACGAAGUCUUCAAGUACUUGGCAAAGGCUUAUGCAUCAAACCAUCCAAUAAUGAAAACUGGCACUCCAAACUGCCCUGGGGAGGAAAAAGAAGUUUUCGAAGGAGGAAUCACUAAUGGUGCUCAGUGGUAUGAUGUGGAAGGUGGCAUGCAGGAUUAUAACUAUGUGUGGGCCAACUGCUUUGAGGUCACCUUCGAGCUUUCCUGCUGCAAAUACCCACCAGCGUCGGAGCUUGAAAAGGAGUGGGAAAAUAACCGGGAAUCUCUUCUCACCUUUAUUGAAAAAGUCCACAUUGGGAUCAAAGGAUUUGUCCGUGAUUCCGUCACUCAGGCUGGCUUGGAAAAUGCUACUAUUGCUGUGGCUGGGAUUGCUCAUAACAUCACAACUGGUCGUUUUGGUGAUUAUCACAGAUUGCUGGUUCCCGGAACCUACAACAUCACAGCGGCUGUUGUGGGUUACCUGCCGGUCACUGUAGUAAAUGUUGAGGUGAAGGAAGGGAAUGCAACUGCAGUGGACUUCUCCUUGGAACCUACAACGGCAGUGCCAGUCUCUGACCCUACCCAGGACACAGUGAUAACUGCCACAGACUCUGCUCCCAAUACUACCAAUGCAACUGCUACAGAAAGGCCAACCCCUGCUCACCAAGCGAUCCAGCCAAAGGACUUCCGUCAUCAUCACUUCCCAGACAUGGAAAUCUUCUUGAGGAAGUAUGCCAAUGAGUACCCAAGCAUCACACGCCUCUACUCAGUGGGCAAGUCAGUGGAACAGAGGGAGCUGUAUGUGAUGGAGAUAUCGGACAACCCAGGCAUCCAUGAAUUAGGUGAACCAGAAUUCAAGUACAUUGGGAACAUGCAUGGCAAUGAAGUGGUGGGCCGAGAGCUGCUACUUAAUCUCAUUGAGUACCUUUGCAAGAACUACGGCACCGAUCCUGAAGUAACAGACUUGGUUCAGAAGACUCGAAUCCACAUCAUGCCUUCCAUGAACCCCGAUGGCUAUGAGAAAUCUCAAGAAGGAGACAAAGAGGGCACUGUUGGCAGGGAUAACAGCAACAAUUAUGACCUGAAUAGGAAUUUUCCAGAUCAGUUCUUCCAGAUUUCAGACCCUCUGCAGCCAGAGACAAUGGCUGUCAUGAACUGGCUGAAGACCUAUCCUUUUGUGCUGUCUGCGAACCUGCACGGAGGCUCUCUGGUUGUUAAUUACCCCUAUGACGAUGGCCAGCGUGGCAUUGCCACAUACAGUAAAUCCCCAGAUGAUUCCCUGUUUCAACAAAUUGCUCUUUCCUAUUCCAAGGAAAAUGCACAGAUGUUCCAGGGUCACCCAUGUCCAGAAAUGUAUCCUGAUGAAUACUUCCCUCAUGGUAUCACUAAUGGAGCUCACUGGUAUAAUGUUCCAGGUGGAAUGCAGGACUGGAAUUAUGUGAACACUAAUUGCUUUGAAUUGACCAUUGAGCUGGGCUGUGUCAAGUACCCCAAGGCAGAGGAGUUGCCCAGGUAUUGGGAGCAGAAUCGCAGGUCUCUGCUGCAGUUCAUUAAACAGGUUCACCGAGGCGUCAAAGGGGUUGUGUUGGAUGCCACAGAUGGACAGGGCAUCUUAAAUGCAACCGUCAGUGUUGCCAACAUCGAUCACCCUGUCUCUACUUAUAAGAGUGGAGACUAUUGGCGCCUGCUGGCCCAGGGGACUUACAAGAUCACAGUGUCUGCCCGAGGGUAUAAUUCAGAAACAAAGAUUGUGAAAGUAGGUGACAAAUCAGCAGUGCAAGUCAACUUCACUUUGACCCGAAAAGAUUCCAGAAUGGAGGAAGGGAAAGUCCCCGACAUUAACAUGGCAGAUGCCAGCGACCCAGUCACCAAGGAGUUUGAGAUGCUGAUUAAAAACCUCUCAGCUGAGAAUGGGAUGGAACACCUGUUGCUGACUUCCAUGGCAGAUGUCCUACCUUAUCGGUACCGCCCCUACAAGGAUCUGUCCAUGUUCCUUCGAGGCCUGAACCUGAAUUACCCUCUGAUCACAAAUCUCACUAGUUUGGGCCAGAGCGUUGAAUUUCGUCAGAUCUGGUCCCUGGAAAUCUCCAACAAACCCAACCAAUCCGAACCAGAGGAGCCAAAGAUCCGUUUUGUGGCUGGCAUCCAUGGCAACGCUCCAGUUGGCACAGAGUUGCUUUUGGCGCUGGCAGAAUUCCUCUGCAUGAACUACAAAAAGAAUCUGGCCAUCACACAGCUGAUCGACAAGACAAGAAUUGUGAUAGUGCCAUCUCUGAACCCCGAUGGGCGUGAGAUUGCUCAGGAGAGAGACUGCACUUCAAAGAUAGGGCAAACCAACGCACACGGCAAAGAAUUGGACACUGAUUUCACAAAUAAUUCCACCCAGCAGUCCAGAGUGCGAGAACCAGAAACCAAGGCCAUCAUCGAGAACCUGAUAAUGAAGCAAGACUUCAGCCUCUCUGUUGCCUUGGAUGGAGGGGCACUGCUUGUUACUUACCCCUAUGACAAGCCGGUGCAGACAGUCGAGAACAAAGAGACUCUGAGACAUCUGGCGUCUCUGUAUGCAAACAACCAUCCCACAAUGUACCUUGGCCAGUCCAGCUGUCCAAACAAGUCAGAUGAAAACAUCCCAGGAGGAGUGAUGCUUGGCGCAGAGUGGCACAGUCACUUGGGCAGCAUGAAGGAUUUCAGUGUUGCGUAUGGGCAUUGCCCAGAGAUCACAGUGUACACUGGCUGCUGUUACUUCCCAGGCGCAGGACAGCUCCCUACUCUGUGGGCAGAGAACAAGAAAGCUCUCCUUGCCAUGCUUGUCGAGGUUCAUAAGGGAAUCUACGGGCUGGUCCAUGACAGGCACGGAAGGCCAGUUUCUAAAGUUGAAAUUGUGCUGAAUGAGCAGGUGAAAGUCUGCACCAAGGAAGGUGGCUAUUUCCAUGUGUUGCUGGCUCCUGGCUACCAUAACCUUCAUGCCAAAGCCGAUGGCUAUCAGCAGCAGCAUAUCCAGGUCUUAGUUCACCAUGACGUGGCUACUUUCGUGCACAUCCAGUUUGAUAUGGACAACAGGAUUUUUGGUCUUCCAAGGGAGUUGGUGGUCACUGUAGCAGGGGCCACCAUGUCGGCUCUGAUUCUCACAGCCUGCAUCAUCUGGUGCGUCUGUUCCAUCAAGUCCAACCGGCACAAGGAUGGCUUCCACCGCCUGCGCCAGCACCACAAUGACUACGAGGAUGAGAUCCGUAUGAUGUCCACAGGUUCAAAAAAGUCCCUUCUGAGCCACGAAUUCCAGGAUGAAACAGACACUGAGGAGGAAACACUAUACUCCAGCAAGCACUGACCCAUCGGUUGGCAGGGAGGCUCCCUGCAGAGACAGAUCCUGCAACACUGAGCGUUUCCCAAGCGACGGACCUAGAUCGCGCAACGUCGGGAGCCAGAACCUUUGUGGAUCACUCUCAUUCCUAUUUAUGCACAUGGAGACCCUGCUCAGCCACUGGCUGCUUUUCCAGUGAGAAUCUGAACUGGGGCUCUCUCAGAGCUGUUAUUGGCAACCUGGUUGCUUGCAAUCCACUCCAGGGAAGCAGAGCUGCUGUUGGUGGCCACCUUGGUAGCACUUCAGCAAAUUUUUUUUUUUUUGCCUAAGUGUCUGAGAAUAUUCACUCGAGGGAACUA
This is a messenger RNA of Euleptes europaea (tarantolino), 4457 nucleotides long. It is a transcript of the gene CPD, whose product is annotated as carboxypeptidase D. Gene Ontology annotation, molecular function: metallocarboxypeptidase activity; zinc ion binding. Gene Ontology annotation, biological process: proteolysis. NCBI's taxonomy places the organism in Eukaryota, Metazoa, Chordata, Lepidosauria, Squamata, Sphaerodactylidae. The transcript is spliced from 21 exons. Bases 1 to 4125 code for a protein of 1374 amino acids. The record is from RefSeq and is a predicted model, not a curated record.